UGAGCCGGCUGCUUUCUGUGCCUCUGCGAGUGUCUUUGAGCUGUUUUGACAUAUGCGUUCCCUCUCUGCUUCUCUCUUUUUUUCUGUCUUUCCAACACUCCCAUACCUCUCCAUACCUUUCUCUCUCUCUCUCUCUCUCUCUCUCUCUCUCUCUCUCUCUCACUGUUUCCCCCUCCAGGACAGGAAAAGGAGCGGUAGCAGGGAGCACUAGCGAAGAAGACUGACCACAAUAACAGGAAGAGGAAGUGGGCAGUGACCUGUAUGAGAGGGGACUGUGGUCGGACAGCUGUGGUUCAACACUUUUGGCUGUUGGAUGAGAAAACCACAUCAGAGGCGGCAGGAGGGAAAAAAAAGAGCAAGAGAGCCUCAAAACCUGUUGGACUCCUGCAGAAAAACCUUGUGAACUCUGUGAACUGUUUUUUUUUAUCCCUAAAUUUGUUGGUCCAAUAAUGUUGGUCUUUGGAAAUCCACCUCUGGAAUUCAUUCUCAUUUAAGAGGAAUCCACCCAUACUUCAUCACAGACUUAUCUUAUUAUCUGGACCACAGUCCAGACAAGGAUUUGUACAGAAACCUGGUGAAAAUCUAGCUGAGAGAGAAAUCCCUGCCUGUACAACACCUGCUGCUCUCUUUCAACAUCAGAAAAACCAGAAGACGGAGAGAAGAGAGCGAGGAAAAGACGUAGUGGAGGUGGUAUUACUCCCUGUUGAGAAUACGACCACCUACCAGCCACUAUUUGCUACAACAACCUGCCACAUUAAUAAAGUAUAACCCCAGUUUGAUUGAGGAAGAGAGCACCUUGAAGGAUUUGGGCUUCAUUUUGUACCAACGUAAAGGUCUCGUCAGCAGUUCUUGGCUUGGACCUUCCGUCUGUGUGAUGAUGGCUUGGCUCCAGCUGAGGACUAUGGGGCUUGUGGCCAUGAUGGCUUUGUCCGUCUCUCUCGCUGAAGAUUCUGGCCUACCAGUGGUGGAAGCAGAGCAGCAAGGCCCUGUCGAGAUUGUAAAAAAGGAGUCCCAUCCUGUCCUGUUCAGGCAGAAGAGACAUUGGAUCUGGAACUCUCUCUACGUGGUAGAGGAGCAACCUGCAGACAUCGCCUAUAAGAUAGGACAGCUAAAGUCGAGCCAGAGGGUAGAGGUGAAGACAUUUAAAAUAGAAGGUGAAGGAGCAAACAUCAUCUUCACUGUGGAUCAUAAAGGAGACCUGUUUGUCACCAGAACUCUGGACAGGGAGGAGAAGAAUGCGUACCAUUUGACCGCCACAAUGUAUGAUGGGAACAACAAGUUGAUAGAGGAUGCUGGAGACUUUGUUGUCCAGGUGACGGAUAUCAAUGACAACAUCCCAGUUUUUCCCAGAACAUAUAAUGGAUCCAUUAUGGAAAGAUCCACCAUAGGAACUAAAGUAGUUGAAGUGAGAGCAACCGAUGCUGAUGACCCUACCACUGCUAACGGAGAGCUCAGGUACUCUUUGGCCCCAAGUGUAGACUCAUCAGGCUUUGAAAUCGACAGCAUCACAGGUGUGAUCAGCUGCAAGACAAACACGCUGGACCGGGAAACCAAGAGUCAGUAUGUAGUGGUGGUUAAAGCUCAGGACAUGAGAGGAAUGGCCACUGGCAGCACAGCCACCACCUCUGUCACCAUCACCAUCACCGACACCAACGACAACAUAGCUUCUUUCACCCGAAAGACAUAUGAAUUGCAUGUUCCAGAGGAUCACAAGUUGAAUGAGAAGAUAGGCACUCUGGAGUUGGAGGACAGAGAUCAGAUUCAGAACAAAGAGCCAAUCUUCAAAAUUCUAAAUGGAAACAGCAACGUUUUUAACAUUGAACUCAGCCCGAACAAGGAUGGCAACGUCAUGCUCAAACAGGCUCUGGACUACGAGACAAAAAACAGCUACACUUUCACUGUCCAGGUGAAAGAAAACCUGCGUUUUACCGCUGACAACGAGAAGACUGCUGUCACCACAGCCGAGGUAAACAUCAAGGUGCUGGAUGUAGACGAGGCACCGGUCUUCUCCCAGCCCAUCUACACUUUCAAUGCGACGGAAGAACGUAUUGUGACCAACAUAGGAAAAGUCAUAGCCAGAGAUCCUGACAGAGCCAGCAAGAGCAUACGGUACUCCAUCUUAGACAAGGACUGUCCUAUUGGUAUCAACCCGCUCACAGGUCAGCUGUUCACCCUGAGGAUGCUGGACAGAGAGCUGGAGGCCACCCACAUGUUUCAAGUAAAAGCACAGGAGGAGCCAAGUGGUUUGGAGUCAUUUGUGAAAGUUAACAUCAUAGUUCAGGACAUCAAUGACAACAAGCCUGAACUUACUGUGGAUGAGAUCUUCGUAUGUGAGAAUGACCUCACUAAUACGGUAAUUGGAACCUUGAGAGCCACAGAUAAAGAUGACCAGCCAGCUUCCUUCAGUUUCAGCCUGGCCAGUGAGAGCUCCAACUUCUCCAUCAAAGACUAUGGCAACAGCACAGCAGACAUCAUGGUGAAACAGGGGCCGUUCAGCCUGGAUGACCCCAAGGAUUACAGCAUGGAUGUGCGCAUCAGUGAUGGAGGGCGACCCAUCCAGACCAGCAUCACCAAACUGGCAAUCAAGUCGUGUCGGUGUGAUGCCAGGCGGAUUCCUACGCAGUGCAAAGCUGGUGCACGGAGGAUGGGAGUGAGUGUUCAUGCCCUGAUAGCCAUUCUGCUCUGCAUACUGACCAUACUGGUCAUAGUGAUUCUGUUUGUGAUGAGGAAGCGCUACCAGAAGGACUCUCUGGCCAGUAUGAAGAACAGCGGGGAGAUUCACGAGCAGCUGGUCACAUACGAUGAGGAGGGAGGAGGAGAGAUGGACACUAAUGGCUACGAUGUUUCAAUCCUCACUUCCGCUUGCCACGAUGGCUCCCUGCUCCGUCACCCGGACCACCACCCCCACCCCUCUCUCUAUGCCAUGGUGCAGAAACCCCCCCACCACGCACAACCCACCGCAUGUAAGGGCGACAUGGCCGUGAUGAUCGAGGUGAAGAAAGACGAGGCGGAUCACGACAGAGACGGCUUCCCGUACGACACUCUCCACAUCUACGGCUACGAGGGACCGGAGUCUUUAGCUGGAAGCCUUAGCUCGCUGCAAAGCUCUUCCACCGGUUCCAACUUGGAUUACGAUUUCCUGAACGACUGGGGGCCGAGGUUCAGGACCCUGGCCGAGCUGUACGGUGUGGAUGCACCUGACUACUACCAUCAAUACUGAUGGAAAUCGUCCGCUAAUAAGCAUAUAUGAAGCCAAAACACAAGUCAAAAACAGCCAUAAAAAUACACUCACACACACACAGCCAUACGCAUGCAGAAAAAAAAUAUACACAUUCAUCACUGAUAGAACCAGGCUUUGAUGCUGUCCAUUUUUCUUUCUUCAGUAUUAUUUUUUUGUUUUUGAUGACAUGAUGUCCUUUGACUCCUCCUCCUCACAGUCACAGUUUUGUGUUGUUUGACGUCAUAACCCUUAUAUUCCACCUGAAAAGACCAGCAAGUCCAGUCAGAUGAUGCUCCAAGGCAGGCCAAUAAGAGUUUGUCUUGGAUAACUGAUGGGUUAAUCAGGUCACUGCUGGCCAGCAACGUUGGGCAAUUAUCCAAAUUAUUUGCCCUUUUGCAUUCAAUUCAUGUCGCUGCUCCUUUACGCAGCACCACUUUGCAUCCCCUUUUAACCAUCAGUGUCUUUUUUGAAGAUUAAUAUUUGCAUCCUUUUUUUAAAUGGGUUCAUUCUAAGCACCUAUAUUCAUCUACAUAUAAACUUACCAAUGAGGCAUAUUUCUAACUAAAUUCGGACAACUAUAAAUGGACACAAGGUCUACAUUGACCACAAAAACAAUAUUCUAAGACUAUGCAUUAUUAAAUUAGCUAUAAAAUAUUAGAAUGAAUGACAUUUUAAUAAAUGGAAGUUUUAAUGCUAUAGUGCGUAGUUUCUGUCGCCCCCAUGAGGAAUUCCAAGUAAUGACAACAAAACUGUUGGCGCGUCAACAUGAUACAAGCCUUCUGUGAUGGCGCACUGCCCCACCCAUCCUCCACAAAAUUGCUAAUAGCCAAGGAGGACACGGAGGAUUAAAAAAACAUUAUGGACUCUUCAGAAGAGGUAAUUCUCUUCAGUCAAGUUUCUGCUCGCGAAAGUUGCCAGACGACACAAUCUUCUGAACAUGGCCACACUGAGAAAUCCAGAGAGAGUUGUGUGGAGCUGAUAGUCUUAA
Molecule: messenger RNA, 4208 nt
Organism: Perca flavescens (yellow perch)
Lineage: Eukaryota; Metazoa; Chordata; Actinopteri; Perciformes; Percidae
Gene: cdh5
Product: cadherin 5
Exons: 15
Coding region: 875-3220 (781 amino acids)
Biological process (GO): cell-cell adhesion mediated by cadherin; calcium-dependent cell-cell adhesion; cell morphogenesis
Cellular component (GO): bicellular tight junction; catenin complex; adherens junction
Molecular function (GO): beta-catenin binding; cadherin binding; protein phosphatase binding
Source: RefSeq, a predicted model, not a curated record